This is a messenger RNA of Diatraea saccharalis (sugarcane borer), 481 nucleotides long. The record is from the annotation of a GenBank genome assembly. NCBI's taxonomy places the organism in Eukaryota, Metazoa, Arthropoda, Insecta, Lepidoptera, Crambidae.
AGUCGUUUGAUCUUUGAACUAUGUUAGUUACGUUUGGAUAAGAAUUAUUUUGUGAAAUUAUUGAAUAUCAUAUUCCCGAGAAGUUACACGUUACCUUCAAUAAUGAAGUCUUUAUUAUUUUUAAGCGUUACUGCUAUCGUACUUUUAUCGACAUGUUAUGGCCGCGAUCUAGUUUUGGGCACCAGUUACAAUACUCGGCUUAUAAAUCUAAAGAGAAUUGAAUAUAUGGCUAUACCUUUUAAAAAAAGAGUAAAGGAAUAUUUUUAUUCGGAUCCUGGAUUGCAAAUUAUUAAGGGUAUCAUAGUUAAAGAAACUGAAACCACACAAGCUGAACCCGUUGUAACAGCCGGAGGCAUAGGAUUUACCUAUGUCAAUCUUCGGUUCAAAAGCGAGCGCGGCAGCGGCUUAUACUAUCAAGUAGACAUUUAUGUAUGAAACUGAAUUGAGUGCAGUUUUACCAACACUGACGUAAAAUAAUGCC